Molecule: messenger RNA, 2670 nt
Organism: Pyricularia oryzae 70-15
Lineage: Eukaryota; Fungi; Ascomycota; Sordariomycetes; Magnaporthales; Pyriculariaceae
Exons: 5
Coding region: 1-2670 (889 amino acids)
Molecular function (GO): protein binding
Source: RefSeq, a predicted model, not a curated record
AUGGAACUGAUUGCAUGCGUCCCGUGGAUUAGAGAGUUCAGGAAGUCGUGGGGCUUCUUGUCAAACGCGGCCAUGAAAUACAUGCUUGAGUAUGUUCCCAGUAUUGAAGUUGACGCCCAGGAGAGACUAGGGGAGACUGCCCUGCACGAUAGCUGCGAACGAAAGGAUACCAAGGCCGUCGAGAUUCUCGUGAAAGCAGGAGCCCGUUGCGACAUCAGAAACGAGGACGGUCGGAUAGCUCUCGAGGUUGCCGAGCUGAAGGAGAACACAAAAAUCUUGGAGAUUCUCAAAAAGGCAAAGAAUUUUGACAGCACAGGUGGUAUACGUAUAAGAAAGACACUUAUCGAGGCUGUCGUUGCGGGUCCCGUAGAUGUACUGCAGAUCAGAAUCGCGAAUGCCAGCAUCGAGGAAUCCCAUAAGUCCUCGGCAUUUACUGGGAUUCCUCUUCACCAGGCAUGUGAGCAUGGUCGUGCGGACUUUGUCAAGAUGCUCCUUGACGCCGGUAGUAAUACCGAUAUCAAGAACUCCUUCAACCGUACACCGAUCCGCAUGGCCAUACACUUUGGCCGCCUCGAGUGUCUCAAGGUCCUCAUUGACCACGGUGCCAACAUGGAAGCCUCGCCCUACCACGAUUUCUCACUUUGGGAGUACGCAUAUUCACUUAGAUUCAUCGAUGCCGCCACGGUGCUGAUCAAGCGCGGUGCAAUUGUAAACAAGGCCUCUCGGUAUCUGAGCUCUCUGUUACUCCAGGCGGUAUAUGAUGAAAAUGCUGUCGUUGCAAGACACCUUGUCGAGGCAGGCGCUUCAAGACACCAAAAGGUGCGUGGCGUCGCAGCAAUGCAGUUGGCAUAUGAUGGAAAGUCACUCAAGGUGCUGGAGUACUUUGGUGGACUGGCUGAUAUGCGGAAUAGGUCGGCACAGCUGCGAGGGUACUUCGAGUUAUACCAAAACCCAGGUCAAUCCCGACCAAACACCCUCAACAUGGAGGAGGAGUCCUUCCAGUUCAACCUCCCUCCGGAGCUUCUUGAGAUUGUCGUGCAGUUUGCUAUCCCAACGAGAUCAUUCAAGAGAGCGAUGCGACUGAGGCUUGUUGAUCGAAAUUUCCGGCACAUAGUUGAGAAAUACAUGUUCCGCACGCGUCUGCUCGACGAGCAACUGAGCAUCAUAGGUGAUGACCUGACCCACCACCCCGAGCACCACCACUUGUACCGAGCUGGCGCCGUCGACACGCCAUGGUUCUCUUUUAUGAAGCAGUAUUAUGCCCAGAGAGUGCUUUACCAUCCAAAUCUCGUGGACCAGACAAGCCCAGAUAAUCUGCUCCUUAAAACUGCCACCUGUCUCGCUGAGCGCAAGGGUGUCAACCCGAGAGAGGAUAAGGAUGCCAUGCUAUCCAUCAUGACUACAGUAUGCCAAGUAGGAUUCUGGGAAAACUUUGCUUGCCUUCGCGGUCGGUCCUAUGGCAUAUUCAACUACAAAGUCUUUGUGGGCUCAGAGACUGCCCCCAACAAUCAGUAUCUUACCAAUCUGGCGUUCGCAAAUCUCUUGUUGAACGUGGUCCUGUACCUCGGCGACCUCGAUUUGAUCGCACAAGUUUGGAGAAUGGCGCUGCGGUAUCCAAACUUGAACUGGGGGUCCUCCAGGGACGGACACCUCUUUGUUGGGCAUGAGAUGAUCGCGGCCACCUACGGUGGUAUGAACGCCUUCAAGCUUUUCAACUACCUUUACACCGGCAUUUACAAAAAGGAGCAGUACGCCCGGCUCUUUUCCAACACUGGCAUCAUGAGGCUGGUGGUAAGCAUAUCCAAGCAAGCCGGCAACGCCAGGAUCAUCCAUUUCCUGCUGAACCUCGAGAAGCCGUGGGACCCGAGCGGCUCCUGGUUUGGCUUGCCACUCAAGGGAGCUUUACUGAACGCCCACACGCCCGACGUGUUUGAGCACCUCGCUCCCCUUGCCGGACCCCAAUUCACUCCGCAGAGUCCGUACCACAGAAAUGGCCAGUUCGUGAGCAGGUCUACGCCCAUAGGCGCUCGGCUGGCCCACCACGCCGCGCGGAAUAACAUGGUCAUGGUCCAGCACCUCGUUGGACGCAGCAGCCAAUCGUUUCUCAACUGCCCCGAGCCGGCCACCAUGUUGGACCAGCCUGUUAUCAGCAGCCGGAGAAGCAUCGUGCCGCCCAACUACAAGGUGGCUAAUCUGCUGGUGAAGCAGCAACCGCUCUACAAGGCCGUCAAGGCUGGCAACAUCGAGCUUGUGGACUACAUGCUGCAAGCCGGUGCAGACUGCAACAUAUCCCGAACCUCUCCAGAGACGGCACUGAGCGUGGCGGUGCGACGGUGCAACUUGAAGAUGGUGCGGAUGCUUAUCGAGAAGGGCGGCGCUGACCCUAAUCGUGGCACUCCGCCACCCAUCGUCCUGGCCUUUCAGUCCGAAUACCUAGCCAUGAUUCAUUUGCUGUUGGAGAAGGGCGCCAUUCUUGACACUACCAAGUCUGGUGGCUGGGCAAUGACCAUCGCCAACGAGGGUGGCCUCGACUCGAUGAAGAAGCUGCUUAUUGAUCUCGGGGUGAAGGACAGUCCGACGCAUGUUUCCCCAUAUGCAAAUUCGAGUGUCGAUUUCGAGCUGGAAUCUGUGAGGGAGCUCAUGCGUCCAGGCCCCCGGCCUCUGCUUUGA